Corticium candelabrum is the source of this 1925-nucleotide messenger RNA. Its product is annotated as pre-mRNA-processing factor 17-like. The transcript has 20 exons. Gene Ontology annotation, cellular component: catalytic step 2 spliceosome. NCBI's taxonomy places the organism in Eukaryota, Metazoa, Porifera, Homoscleromorpha, Homosclerophorida, Plakinidae. The record is from RefSeq and is a predicted model, not a curated record. The coding region runs from base 35 to 1705 and encodes 556 amino acids. Gene Ontology annotation, molecular function: mRNA binding; protein binding. Gene Ontology annotation, biological process: mRNA splicing, via spliceosome.
ACUUUGAGUACAAUGCAACGCGCGUUAAACCACAAUGGACGCAAUCGCUUCGUACAGCGGCGAGAGCGAAGAAGAGGAUGCGUCGCAUCUGCCCUCUCAAACAGCAUUUGACGAGUUACGACUGGGAGUGAACAGUGCGCCCGUAGUAACGUCAAAGAGAGAAAUCAGCACCAUCAUUCCUGUUGAUCCGUCAACCAAGCAAAUUGAAUUCAAUCCGACCUAUGAGCAACUUGCUGCACCCGUUUUGGGGCCGAAAAAUCCGUUUCUGACGAAGUUACAAGCUGCGGCUAAGAACAGUCUGUCAGGAUAUGUUGAACCUGAUCACAUGAGUGACUUCCAGUUUGAAGCACAACGAAGGACAUUCCAUAGCUAUGGUUAUGCUCUUGAUCCGUCUGUGGAUGCAAACAACACGUCUCAACCAAAAUAUGUGGGUGAAGUGGAUAGGGCAGAGGCUACAAAUGGUCUGACUGUGUUUGAGUCUUCCAAGUCUCGUCCUGGUGACAAGAGAAAGAGAUUGGCUACAGGGACAGCCGAUGAUGUGGAAGGCUUCCGGGGUCCGUGGGCAGCAUUCGAAGAUGAACAAAAAAUAGCCAAACCAUCAGAGGAGGAACAAGCUGUUCUUGAUGAACAGUUUGAGGCGAAGUCUAAGGUUCCUAAGAAAGAAGAGAAGGAAGAGAAAACUACACUGCACAUCAAAGAUCCACUUGACUAUCAAGGCCGUUCAUUCCUCCACAUACCACAAGAUGUCGACGUCGAUCUAAGAUCAGAGGACGCACCGGAGAAAUGCUUUCUACCAAAGAAACACAUCCACACAUGGACUGGCCAUACCAAAGGUGUCGCUGCUAUUCGUCUCUUUCCUCAGUCGGGUCACUUAUUGUUAUCAUGCGGAAUGGACUCAAAACUAAAGUUGUGGGAAGUUUAUCAUGAUCGACGGUGUAUUAGGACUUAUCUUGGACACAGACAAGCUGUUCGAGAUGCUUGUUUUAACAAUGACGGCUCGCAGUUUCUCAGCGCUGGUUUCGAUCGAUUCGUCAAGCUGUGGGACACGGAGACUGGAGAAUGCUUAGGGAGGUAUACAAGCCGUAAGAUGACGUAUUGUGUGAAGUUUAACCCAGAUGAGGACAAACAGCAUCUCUUUGUGGUUGGUCAGGCUGACAAGAAGCUCGUCACUUGGGACAUCCGAUCAGGAGAAAUCGUCCAGGAGUACGACCGACAUCUUGGCGCUGUCAACACAGCCACAUUCAUCGAUCAAAACCGACGAAUCGUGACGACAUCAGACGACAAAACAAUCCGUGUCUGGGAAUGGGACAUUCCAGUGGACAGUAAAUACAUUGCUGACCCAACGAUGCACUCAAUGCCAAGUGUCACUCUCUCUCCAAGUGGGAAAUGGUUGGCGUGUCAGUCGAUGGACAAUAAGAUUGUUGUUUAUGGUGCUUUGAAUAAGAUGAGGGAGCACAGGAGGAAGACGUUCAAAGGACACAUUGUUGCUGGCUACGCUUGUCAGAUCGGCUUCUCACCUGAUGGAUCGUACGUGAUAUCUGGAGAAUCAGACGGCCGCCUCUGCAUCUGGGAUUGGAAAACAACGCGCCUAUUCAGUAAAAUCAAGGCUCACGACCAGGUCUGCAUCGGAUGUCAGUGGCUGCCACACGAAACAUCGAAAGUGAUCACGUGUAGCUGGGAUGGACUCAUCAAACUGUGGGAUUAAUUAAUUCACAUCUACUGUCUCGCAUAGGUGCUGUUCAAAAAUAGCUAUAUAUGUUACUGUCUCAACCCAACGCAACAGAACAAUUAAUGUCGGUCGAUUUUACUUGCUGUACAUAUGCUGUUUGCAUGUUUGGUUACUUACAACUUAGAGGCAAUGACAUCAUGAGAGACUCCAUGACGAUUGUUCUGAGGAAAUAAAUUGGGCAUUAGUGAUAUUUGUA